Molecule: messenger RNA, 586 nt
Organism: Saccostrea cuccullata (small rock oyster)
Lineage: Eukaryota; Metazoa; Mollusca; Bivalvia; Ostreida; Ostreidae
Exons: 3
Coding region: 80-376 (98 amino acids)
Source: RefSeq, a predicted model, not a curated record
CUAAACGCACCGUAAUAUACAUCCGGUUGUCAACAUGUGAGAGAAUACCAUCUAAAAUACUAUUAAUUUUCAAUUUAGCAUGAAAAAACGAUUUGAUGGGAAUAAAUUUGGACUCCCACGAAUAGUUAAAGCUGGAGCACUCUUAUUUACAGGAUUCCUCGCGUGGCAUUACGCUGGGCUCACGGUUUACAACAUUGCAAGUACCAAGGGUCAAGAGAAGUUGAGGAAGGAAGGUGUCCCUGAAGAUGAAAUAAGCAGAAAGAGUGGAUACCAAAGAGUAAUGCACAAGGAAGGUGGAAGGGUUAUAAAGUUACACUACAGAACUGUAUUAGGUGAAAAGAAAGUCAAAAGUGAAAAUCCAGAACUCCAGGAGUGAAAAUUCAUACUUUGAACAACCAAGGAAAAUGGAUGUGUUUCUUCAUAAUACAGAAUCACUCACUAUAUUGUUUUUUCCCGAAAUCUGAAAUGUACAUACAUGAUCAUUUUGGGACAUAUUGCUGCAUAAAAAGGACACACUUGAUGCAUAUUUUUAGCAAGAUGGUGUUUUUAUCUCAGGAUGCCACAAUAAAUUUAUAUCUUUAAAAUA